Molecule: messenger RNA, 1664 nt
Organism: Limulus polyphemus (Atlantic horseshoe crab)
Lineage: Eukaryota; Metazoa; Arthropoda; Merostomata; Xiphosura; Limulidae
Product: snRNA-activating protein complex subunit 4-like
Exons: 15
Coding region: 153-1658 (501 amino acids)
Source: RefSeq, a predicted model, not a curated record
UAUAUUUUUCAAAACGUUGUGGUUAAAAGAAGUUGACAGACUUCUUUAUUUCAGUAUUAGGAAAACUAAUGCCUGAACUAGUAAAAGAAAUCUAAGAGUAUAGUGGAACAAAUAUAGAUUUCUAAAAUUUCAGAUGAAAGUCUAACCCAACAAUGGAUGAAAGAGAGCAGAUAGAGGUUGAUAUUGCUCAACUUCAAACAUUAAUUGAAGAAGAUGACGAUGAUGAUUGUGAAGAGUAUGAAGACUCCCAAGUCAAGUUUCAGCAAUAUCAAGAUUCUUGUCAGUUUUUUUUACCCGGGCAGACCUCAGAAUGGAAUCAGUUACCUCAUACUUCUUCAGAAACAUCACAAUAUAAGGCUGGCAGUAAUCCAACAUCAGCUACUCGACAGAGCAUUAUGCAGUAUGAAGAUGAUAGAUCAGAACUGUUGUCAGAGAGAAGUAGCAUGUUUACGAGUGAUGGGAAUUUAGAAACUUGCCUAGCUCUAAACUUGGCUUACCAAGAAAUCACACAAGAAACGAUAGAUGAGGUUGUACUUUUGCUAGAAAACAACAGAACAAAGCAAAGGAUUCUUCAAGACGAGAUGAAAGAUUCCAUGAAGAAAGGACAACAAUCUGCAGAAGGGAGGACAUUUCGUGAUCGUUCAUCUGUCUUAUUUUUUGCACCUUAUUUCAAAGAUAGUACAGGAAGAUGUGCACCUCCCAAUGAAGACACUUUAAUAAAGAAAGCAAAUAAAGAAAUCACAGCAUAUCUGCAUCCAUCUCGGCCGUGGAGCAAAGAAGACAGAAAGCAGUUACUGGCAGUUGUAACUGAAAAUGCUAGAGAACUGGCAAUGGAACAAGUAAUGACCAGGAAAGAUAUUUUAAGUGAGAAAAUCCUGCAGGGUGAUCUAAACCAAGUAAAGUCAGAUGAAAUCGAAGAAAAGCUGAAAGAAACGGAAGCAGAAAUUAAAAGGAUUAAAAAGAUGUCAAUUCACGAUCUUCUGUCUCGUGUAGGAGAUCGUUUGGACUGGAUGAAAAUUUCCACAACUAAUUUGGAGGGUUUGCGAUCACCGGAAGCUUGUGAACUGAUGUGGACAAAUGUAGUCCAUCCAGCUAUACGGAAAGAUAAGUGGACAAAAGCAGAGGACCAGCGACUUCGGAUGAUUGCUGCAAAGUGGGGAGAGAGAAACUGGGAUGAGAUUGCUAAAGACCUGCAUAGCAACAGAACAGCAUUUCAAUGUAUGGAGAGAUACCAGAGUAAACUAAAUUCACAGCUACAGAAAGGUACGUGGACUAAAGAAGAGGAUGAACUUUUGUUCGAAGUUGUGAUGUCUUGUAAAGUGGGAGAUUUCAUUCCUUGGCCUCAAGUUGCAUAUUAUGUUGAAGACAGAAGUACUCAACAGUGUAAGUACAGAUGGACAAAUGCUCUGGAUCCAUUGAUCAAACGAGGGAAAUGGUCAAAAGAAGAAGAUACUAUGCUGUUAGCUGCUGUUGCUAGACAUGGUGAAAAUUGGAUGAAAGUUUCAAAAUAUUUCCCUGGUAGAAAUAACUAUCGAUGCAGAGAAAGGUAUUGUAACACGCUACGGCCGGACAUCAAGCUUUCUAACUGGACGGUACCAGAAGACAUGCUGAUACUGAAAUCUGUUAAGAAGUAUGGUGAAGGUAUGGAUGAAAUAUGAGUUCUA